AUUUUAUGCCACGUGUCAUCUUUCGGGAUAAUUUUUUUCCGCUGAUGUGGACGCCCUAUGGAGCCUCAAAAGCUCCCUUUUAUUAGUAGAGAUUUGUGUAAAUUCUUUCUUUUUUUUGUGCAACAAUUUGUGUAAGUUCUAAACUAAAUACUACAUAAGAUACAAAACUACCAUAAAUGUUUCAAAAACAAAGAUGUGAAUGGCGGGAAAAGAAAAGAAAACAUGUGAACAUGGUAUCAUCUGUAAUACGUGGCCCAAGAAAACUUAUUCAGCACAUGCUCCUCUGCUUCUUUUUUCCAGUAGUAAUUAAAUCAGUAUCAUCACUAUUAGUAGUAUUAAGCCAGGUAUGAAGUAACAAUAUCAUAUUUUGUAUAUGCUAAGAUGUGAAAAAUAAUACGGGAACGUACUAAUACUACUUUAUACAUGCGGGCAUGUAACAGGAUUAGCUUACGUUUUUUUUUUGUCAGCGGAUUAUCUUACUUUUGCUUUAACCACUUUUGUUUCUAGCAUGUUCUUGAGGAUUUCACAAAAUAUAAAAAUUAGAAUUUACACGUGAGUCUUUAUACUUUUAUUUUAAGUAAUCACACUAAAGUGACUACGGAGUUAUAUCUGUGUGACUGUGUGAAUAUCUUUUUGUUUAUUUGUUGUUAAUUUGAACUGUUUUUAUUUAAUUUUAGAUAGCUAUAGCCUAUAGCUAAAGUUAUCACGGUGGUCACUAAUUGUAUUUUCAUACAUCAAACUUCCAUGUUUGCGUACCAAAACUCAUACAAUCACCAUCGAGUAAUAUAUGUUUUGUUAAAUUUUAAAUUUAAUUUUACAAGAUUUUAAUAUUUUGAUAGCUAAAAAGAUUAUAUUAAAGCAAAAAUGUGGUAAUAAUUUUCAAAACUUGUCAACCUCAGUGAUUUGACUCAACUACUAACUAUGUUCACAUAAAUUCUGGCAAGAGUUGGGUACCUGUAGUUAAAAAUAUGUACUUUUUGAAAACAAUUUUUCAAAUAAUGUUUUAAAAAGUCGUUAAAUCCAGCGGCGAGGAAUUCGAAAUAAAAAUCCAACGAUGGAAAUAUAAUAAAACCAAAAACUGAGGGGUAUAUAUAACUGUAUAAUAUCCCUUCUACACAAUCCCACUGCUUACUCUCGAGAGACUAUUCCACUAAGUAAAAGAGAAGAGAGAAAAGGAGACUCGCUUCAAGUCAAGUAUUUAUCUUAUUUUAAGACUGGUCUUUUCGUGAGGUUAUGAACGUGGCAGUUAUAGGAUUAGUCGGACUGAGAAAAAUGGGGAGGAAGACGUGGGUCGACGGCGACGGGAUGAAGAAAGGAGAGUGGACGGCGGAGGAAGAUCAAAACCUUGUCGCUUACAUCAAUGAGCAUGGGGUCUCUGAUUGGCGUUCUCUUCCCAAAAGAGCUGGUUUGCAGAGAUGUGGAAAGAGCUGCAGGUUAAGGUGGCUUAAUUACCUAAGGCCUGGGAUUAAAAGAGGCAAAUUCACUCCUCAGGAAGAAGAAGAGAUCAUCAAACUUCAUGCUGUCCUCGGAAACAGGUGGGCAGCUAUUGCCAAGGAGAUGGAUAAUCGAACAGACAACGACAUCAAGAACCAUUGGAACUCUUGUCUCAAGAAAAGACUGUCGAGGAAAGGAAUUGACCCGAUGACCCACGAGUCUAUCAUCAAUAACCUCACCGUCACGAUCACUAACGAAGAAUGUGGUAGCUCUUCAAUAACUACAUUUUCUCCUACCUCAUCACCUUCCGGCUCGGCUUGUCUCCUGAACAAGCUCGCCACAGGUAUCUCAUCUAGACAACAUGAUCUCGACAAGAUUAAGAGCAUCUUGCUGGAGCCGAGAAUCGCAAGCAGUGACCAAGAUGAAAAAGAAGAGGUAAAAAGGGAUCACACGAUUGGUGGUGGUGAAGAAGGUGAUGAUUUUCUGAUAUGGGACGAUGAAGAAGUUAGGCGUUUUAUGGAGAGUGACGAAAUGGAGUACGGGACGACGCCGUACGUCUCUCUCUUUUACGAAAGUACUCACGUACUUGAUGACCUCCUCUGACUCCGUUCGGUACUAGUGUGUGCUGUUAGCAUAUGAUUUAUUGUUGCAACAAAGAAAAUUAAUGUGGACCACUUUGACCAAGAGAACGGUUGUUAAAAAAUGCAAGUAGCAUUACAAAAUACAAGAUGAAUUUUAGAAAAAUAAGUCGAGUCCAACGAUGACUGUUUCGUUUAGUACUAUUUAACAUGAGAUUUUCCAUGUUUCUGUUAAUGUGACAAGUCACAAGUCACACAACCAACCUAUUCCCAUUAUGUGCUGGAAAAACAUCUCGAAACAUAUAACCUACAGAAAUAUGUCCUGCGCCAUAUAUAUAUCGAAUAAAGAUGUAAAAGUGAAAUCUGUUGUUUUUAUCUUGCAAGUUGCAAGGGAUGGUUUUAAAUAACUUAAUUAAAAGUUUUUGGAUU
Molecule: messenger RNA, 2441 nt
Organism: Brassica rapa (field mustard)
Lineage: Eukaryota; Viridiplantae; Streptophyta; Magnoliopsida; Brassicales; Brassicaceae
Product: transcription factor MYB34
Source: RefSeq, a predicted model, not a curated record